Molecule: messenger RNA, 5730 nt
Organism: Petromyzon marinus (sea lamprey)
Lineage: Eukaryota; Metazoa; Chordata; Hyperoartia; Petromyzontiformes; Petromyzontidae
Source: RefSeq, a predicted model, not a curated record
AUGUAAACAUGACUCCUUGUAAAAAAGGUGUCAGUUUUGUUGCCAGAUAAAAGGGUAAAAAAACAAUUAUUACAUUUGUAUUGUUACUUUCCACACCGCCCCUCAUGAUUACUUUUACCACAUUCGUCAAUAACACUGGGGUCUUAAAAGGAAAACGAUAUAAUAGGCGACGUUUUGGGCAAUGGCCCUUCGAGCCAUAUCUCUUAUUUAUCCUGAGAUCUGUGGGCCACUCCGAGAGCACCUGGCCCACAAGCCGCCAGUUGCAGAACCAUGCCCUCUGCUUAUUUCUGUGCCAAGUUGCCACACAUGCUCAGAGUCAACAUGUUCUGAUUAUAUUAGCCAUGAAAAAAGCAGUGUUAUUGACGACCGUGUUGAGUUUGAUGUAUGUGCACCACUGCCAGCAUCACUAGAUCACUUUUAUUGGUUCAAUAUCAUUGGUUAAAAAAACCAUGACUUUGCUGAUGAGACACUGAACGUUGAAACCGGUACAGAGUGUUCUUGUGUUGAACCAAUACUUCUGAUAUUGUGCACUCCCAGAAGAUCUUGUGGCCUAAGGGAUGCUUGGAAAAUAUUGCGUAGGGACAGCUGUGUGGAGGAGGCGGAUCACCUGCUUGGUCUCUGUGUCGUUUACAUUCUCAACGACGACGUUGAUGCGGGACUCGUGACAGGCGGAGUGACUGCUUGCCCCCUUCCAUGAGGUUGUGGGGCUGGGAGAGGAGCGCACGUAACAGAUGGGAACUCCAUCCGCGUGUCCAGCGUGAAGUCCAAGCUGAUUUUGUGUAAUGAGGUGGGAACUCAAGAUACCAAGUUCAGGCUCAUUUGCAAACGAUGAUAGCAGUAAUAUACAAAGUACAACAAUGAAGCAAAUAAAAAUCAGCGCAAAAACAACCAUGUUACAAAAUUAAUUGAAAACACAAACAUUCAAUGGAAUAAAAUAAACCCACGUGACCUCGUGGGUGGCGGUGUGGCGGAGUCUCCACGUGACCGCAACUUUAUAAGCCGGCGCCCCCCCUAGAGAAAGGGGGGGGGGGGCUCGUGCGGAACCCUCCUGCGGCAGCACUUUGCCCUCGGCGCGGUUAUCUCAUCUCCCAAGGCGAGCACCUCCGCGCCAUCUGCAGUCGUUCUUUGCUUGGUUACUCAUUAACUGGGACCGUGACAACACAGCCCCAUCCGGCGGGCCCAUCCCGUGCCGCCCCCCUAGGGCCACACACGCGAGGGGCGCGCCGCGGGAACGGAGCGCGCAGGUAAUGGGCGCCGCGGCACUGGCGACACUGGCGUGGGUGACGCUGGGGUGGGUGAUGCUGGAGUGGAUGCACGCCGGGGUAGACGGAAGGACGCCCGCCGUCUAUACGAUGAACGUCAUUCUCAUCGUGGAUAACAACACCGCGUGGUCGAUGAACACCGUUCGUCCCGCCAUCGAGCUCGCCAUGGAUGACGUGAACACGAAACUGUUAGCAGGCACGGGCGUGAGGCUCAACGCAACGUUUGACUGCUACAGCUCUGAGUGGCUGGAGAGCAAAGCCUCGAGCUGCGAGGACACGGACUGCGAGGCCAGGGAGCUGGUCAAGGCGCUCAAGGUGAGGAGGACGCCUCGAGGCCCGACACGCACUCACAGCGCCGCGGCAUCACAUGGCAGAGUCACGGUCCCCAUGCACGCGUCUGGCGAGGCUGCCUCAAUCACUGCAAGGCAGGAAGCAGAGAUGGUGCAAGACAUUUCUCAUGGCUGCCCCGCCAACGAUCAGCUGGGAUGCGUGAUCGUGGGCCCGUCCUGCCAGUACUCCUCCUACUCCCUUCUCAGGUCCCAGAGCGUGUUCAACCGGCCCGUGAUCGCGGCAGGCAGCUUCGGACUGUCCACCACCUACAGCGCCAUCCUAAGCCGCACACUCGUCCCGGCCAUCAAGAUUUCGACGAUGCUCACGCGCCUGUGGGCGCACACGGACGCGCGCAAGCAGUUCACCUGGCGCACGGCCAUUGUCUUCACCGAGGGCAACAACGACGCCAACGUCUGCUUCUGGUACCUGCAGGCCCUGCUGGAGAACGUGCAGGGGCCCCUGGGUCAGAAUUUCAUGUCGCUGCGUGGACUGCUCGGCAAGGACCACGUCCUGGCGCUCGACACGUUCGCGCGUUUCAACACCACGCUCAGCCGGACGCGGCACAGCAACGUGAUCAUCAUGUGCGCCAGCCUGACCCGGGCGGAGGAGGUCAUCAAGGGACUCGGGCACCUGUCUCCGGACACGCGUGAGCAACUGGUGUUCGUGGUGAUCGACCUGUUUGGCCUGGACUACUAUAAGACGUAUGAGAACCACAGCUCGGCACUGGAGCGAGCGCUCAUCGUGACGCUGCCUGAGAGGCAGGCCACAGCCUUCGGCGAUAAAUUCAACCUCACCAGCAACCACUUUGUAGUGGGCUACUACGACAGCGUGCUGUUGUAUGGCUCGGUGCUGCGCAGGGGCCUUCAGCAGGGCAGCUAUUCGUGCAACAGCGCGGACGCUCGCAGCUUUCGAAAUCUGCACUUCCAAGGCCUGGAGGAGGAUAUCUAUAUCGAUGAGAACGGCGACCGGGACACGAAUAUCAAGAUCCUCAACCUCCGCGGCAACAAGUUUGAGGAGGUGUGGGACUACUCCACGGGCCUGGGCACCUUCCUCCUGGCAGAGAACGUGACACUACCCUGGCUGGGCAACCAGCUGCCGGACGACACCCCCAAUUCACCGAAGAUGAUGGAGGUGGUGAAGAUCGCGCUGGUGGCUGUGUGCAGCCUCCUUUUCCUGCUCUUUCUCGGAUUCAUCAUCAUGUGGAGGAAGUAUGCAGUGGAGAAGCAGCUGAGCAGACAGCGAUGGGUGAUCCCCUGGAGUGAGCUGCAGACUCUUCCUGACGACGAGGCUCAUCUCACAUUCGAGGUGCGAAUAGAAAAGCUAAGCGUGGAUGGGAGCCAUGGCCCGGUGCCUCCGUGUGCACCGUGCUUCCUCAAGCGCAAGUACGACAACAAAGUGGUUGCUCUGAAGCCGCUCUGCCUGGCUGAGAAGGACUUCUCACGACCACAAAAGCUGGAGCUUAACAAUUUGGUGGCUUUGGACUUUGAGAACCUGGUAAAAUUCUAUGGGACGACGACGGACGUGGGCGCGACGUACGCGGUGGUGGAGUUCUGCAGCCGCGCCGCUCUGCGGGACAUCCUGGAUGACGAUGUAGCGUACCCUGAGGAGACACUGAUGGACUGGGAUUUCAAGGUUUCACUCAUGCAGGACAUCGCCAAGGGCAUGGCCUACCUGCACUCGAGCAAGAUCACCGUGCAUGGGCGACUCAAGUCUACAAACUGCGUGGUGGACGGGCGGAUGGUCGUCAAGAUCACGGACUUCGGCCUGCCCAGCACAGUGCACGCGCUGCCCCCUGGCACCUCGGGGCUGUGGACGGCCCCGGAGCUGCUGCCCCUGCGGGCGGGGGCCUCGCAGCGGGGCGACGUGUACAGCUUUGGGAUCGUGCUGCAGGAGAUCCUCUACCGCAGACAGGUCUUCUACAUCAAGGGCAACUCCCUCACCGAUAAGGAUAUUGUGGAGCAGCUGCUCAGUGGGAAGGUCAUGCGUCCUACACUGGACAUGAAUGACUUUAUCCAUAAAGGUGGAGGUGAAGAGCUCUGCGCAAUGAUCACCGACUGUUGGGAGGAGGUUCCCGAUAAGAGACCGGACUUUCGUAAAAUUGAGGGAAUUUUGCGUCGGAUCUCAAUGUGCAUCCACAAGGGCAAGGCGGAGAGCUAUGUGGACAGCCUGAUCCGCCGGCUCGAGCAGUAUUCCAAGAACCUGGAACGCCUGGUGGAGGAGCGCACAGAGCUGUACAAGCGCGAACGCGACCGCGCCGACCACCUCAACUACCAGCUACUGCCCAAGACAGUGGUGCAGGCACUCAAGAGCGUCGGCUCGGUGCAGCCGGAGCUGUUCGAGGAGGUCACUAUCUACUUCAGCGACAUCGUGGGCUUCACGACCAUUUGCAAGCACUGCGAGCCCAUGGAGGUCGUGUGCCUGCUCAAUGACCUCUACAAGGAGUUCGACUCCAUUGUUGACUCGCACGAUGUCUACAAGGUGGAAACAAUAGGUGACGCUUAUAUGCUGGUGUCGGGGCUGCCCAAGCGCAACGGUUGCCAUCACGCCAUGGAAAUCGCCAACGUGGCCCUGGACAUCCUCUCCUUCAUGGGCUCGUUCCACAUCCAGCACCUGCCGGGCCUGCCUGUCUGGGUCCGCAUCGGCAUACACUCAGGAAAGUGCGCGGCGGGGGUGGUGGGGAACAAGAUGCCCCGGUACUGCCUCUUCGGGGACACUGUCAACACUGCGUCUCGCAUGGAGUCGACGGGCUACCCUUACAGGAUCCACGUAAGCCAGUCCACUGUGGACACCCUCAACGCACAGCAGUCAGGACAUCAGUUCACGUGCCGCGGCAUCAUCGAGCUGAAGGGUCGGGGGCUAGAGGUCACUUACUGGCUGGUUGGACGAAAGGGUUUCUUCAAGAAGCUGCCCGAGCCUCCCAAAGCGGCGAGCGCGCAUGGGCUGCGCGAGGAGUUUGAAAGGAUGAUUGUGGAUGUGAAGCGGCGAGGGGUGGGAGAGAGACUCUCCCCACCGGACGGAGGAGCCGCGGGCAGCGACGUGGAGACGGAAUACUGGCAGAUCGACAGCCGAGUCUGCCUGCAGUGCGAGACCCGGCUCUAACGCGCAACCCUACAUCAUACUCACAAGCAGACUAUUUGCCCCCUUCCCACAUCUGUCCAUCCACAUCAAUUAUUACACAACCCACCGGCCACCUGGAAGUGAAUAACUUCAGCAGCAUUGGUUUAAUAUAAUAAAAAUGCAUUGCCUCAUUUAAGCAAGCCUGACUGCUGUGAUGAUACAAUGUAUGUCUAAACCGGCCUGGAGUGUGCUUGUGGUGAAGCAAUGCUGCUGAAAUGAUGCACUCACAUGAGACGAUGUGGCAAAUGGGAAGUGUAAGAAUACUUGUACUUUUUACGUGGAGAGACGGUUAUGUCAAGAAGGUGAAGUGUCUGUUUAUAUUUUUAAUAUAUACACUUGACUAAUAUUUAUUUAUCAAAUGUGAGUUGUUUUGUCAGAGGUGUCAAUUGCUGAAAUGCUUAAUAGUCGAGCAUUAUCAGUUGCAUCUACUUCACAUUGUCAUCAUAUUUACCCGUGUAUGUCUGAUAGCUGAUACAAGCCAAUGCAUUGAACAAUACAAAAUAAAUAUUAAUUUUUGCCCCUCACCUGACGAAUAUCGCUCUCAUAGCAUUUUUUUUAUCUUGUGUAUUCAGCAAAACGUCACUUCGGUGAGGACUGAGACGCUAUCAUGACCAUCCUGCUAUGUUGGCCUAUUCGUAUACCACGCCAGGAUCGUUCACGUCCACUGAUUCAAAUCCGGAUAUGAGGAGAAAACCCAUCAACAGUACAGACUGGAAAACAAGCAUAAGUUAAACAACAACACGUAUUGGCACAAGCAAAAGGUACAAGCGGCACGGCGGCAGGUAUAAUAAUGUACAGUAUGGGUGAAUACAAGGGUGCAGUGCUGCAGGUGGGUGCUCACGCCACUGCCGGCGAAAGGGCCUCUGCAAGAGCGAAUCUACAAGAUACGGUAUUUGGUCUACUCUUUCAUAAAUACUGAGCAGAUGUGCUGGAUGAUGUAACGAUACUUUACCCCACCACAGGUGCGACAUCCCGGUCUAUUUUGAGUACCCACGUGACGUGAACAAAAACGGGGACAUUU